Leishmania major strain Friedlin is the source of this 2799-nucleotide messenger RNA. It is a transcript of the gene CYC11, whose product is annotated as putative cyclin 11. Gene Ontology annotation, biological process: regulation of cyclin-dependent protein serine/threonine kinase activity. The coding region runs from base 1 to 2799 and encodes 932 amino acids. The transcript has a single exon. Lineage: Eukaryota; Euglenozoa; Kinetoplastea; Trypanosomatida; Trypanosomatidae. The record is from RefSeq and is a predicted model, not a curated record. Gene Ontology annotation, molecular function: protein kinase binding.
AUGGCGUCCCUUGGCGCAGAGCACAAGCUGGAGUGCAAGAGCAUGGUGCUUACGCUCCACACCCUCUUCGACAUUCCACGCGACCUCGUCUCGCUCCACUCACGCCGCGAAAGUGUCGAGCUCGUGCUGAAGCCGACGGCGAAGUACUACUCGGAGAACAAGCGUUUCUGCAAGCUGGACUUGCCGGAGCAGCACGUCGCCUUCUCGCCGUCCUCUAUCAUCUUCAAGCACGAUCGCUUUGUUCUGGACUUCGAGUCAGCGCCGCCGCCAUGCGGCCUCUCCUUCGCGCGAUCGUCGACACCACACGGCGCUGCGUCCUUCGCGAACAGCAUGCCGAGCAACUUCGUGGACUUGCUUGCGGCGAACACCACGCUCACCGCGCCGGGGGUUGCGAGCAGCACUGGUAAGAUGCCUCUACACUUUGAGAGUGACGCGCGCGCUGGUGGCGCCCUUCCUCCUAAGCCUCGCCUCGCGUUCGGUGAGAGUGUCGACGAGGACCAGGACGUCAACCUCAGGAGCCCCGGUAGCCUCAAGCUGAGGACCUCAACGACCACCUUGUCCAGUGCCAUGCCGCCGAACCAGAUCGUCCUGCGCUACCCCACACGCUCAGAUCUUAAAGUCAUCGUUGAGGUGAUGGUGGGCGCACGACAGCGCCGUCACGACUCCUCUGCCGUGCGCUGGAUCACGCCAUCGUGGGCGGACCGAUCCAUCCCAGGCACCAUUAGCACCUUCGCCGCCGCUGACGGGGAAGUGAUGCGUCACAAGCUUGUCAACCGCUUUGUUGGGCUUACAGUAGGGCACCUCUCCUGCACGAUGGAGCUGCCACACGCAGCCGACGAUCUGCGCGAGGUGCCGGCGUUUGCCCCAACGGCGAUCGCAGACGCGGCGGAGCGCCUGUGUAAUGACUAUGAGCGCCUGCGCCGUUUUCACACAACGGACACGGAAGAGCAGCUGAAUGCUGUCCGUAGCGAGCGUCCAGCUCGGCUUCGUGACUUUGUGGAGCAGCUCUCGACCGGUGCGAGCGAGUUCUCCAUCUACCGCGGCCUGCUGCUGGAGGUGUGCCCUAGCUUCUUUGUGCGCCGUAUCCGUCGAAUCUGCGCCAUGUACCCGCCCAUCCCGCAGAGCAGCUCCUGGGUGCGCACGGAUGCCGAAACGCUUGCUGCCGAGCACACUGGACGCGAGAUGUCGCUCAUCCGCAACCUCUGCGCCGAACUUGGCCCCGACUUGAGUGCCAUCUCGCCGCGCAACCGCUUUCUAUCCUAUACCAACGUGCAGCCCCUCGGCGACGAGCUCUGGAAGUGGAUAAAGGACAACUACGCUCACCAGGAGAACGACAUCCUCGACUAUGAGCCGGACAUGUUUAUGGAGUCGCUCGCGCUGCACUAUGGUACGCCGGAGCCUGCGCCGAUUCAAUACGGUUUUUCGCCCAUCUCGUAUGAGCUGGACAGGCGCGCGUACUUCUGCGACUCACUUCGGUUUCCGGUAAAUCGCGAGCACCACCGCUAUCGUGACGAGGCGAUGGCGGCGCGUCAGAUGCGUGUGCCGCUGCAGCUGACGCCGUGCGAACGUCCGCUGCGCCCCAUUCGGCCAACAUCGCGCAGCUUCGGCGAGAUCGACAUUCUCCUAGAGAAGUACAAGCCAGAGUUCGUGCAGCUCGUGCCGUCCAUUGCAGACGCCAUGGAGUGUGUGACACAGCAGAACGAACAUCUGCUGCGAGAGCUGCUGCGCGAGUCACAACCUGCUGUCGGCGCAGCCGGAGCGAACGCUAGCACGCGUGAGCGGAUGCACGCGCUCCCCUAUGAGGUGUGCCCGCACGGGUUUCAUCUCUUUCAGUCGGAGCGGCCUAGUGGGUCGUACGUGGCGCUGCUGACGCGCUUCGCAGAGUACACGUACAUCUCCGUCAGCACCCUUCUAGCAUCCGUAAUCUACCUGGACCGGCUGUGUCUCCGGCACCCACGACUUCUGCUUACGACGCGCAACAUCGAAAAGCUGCUUGUCGCCGCCGUGCGUGUCGCCAGCAAGAUUGUCGACCUCCGCAGCGUCAACAACAAGAAUUUCGCGUCUGUCUUUAGCGUGCCGGUGCAGGACAUGAACGAGUUGGAGUCGGAGUUUCUCAAGCUCAUGAACUUUGAUUUCUUUCUUUCACCGAAGGAGUUCAACAACUAUGCUCACCUGGUGCAGCUGCCGGCGGCAUACAUGCAGAUGCCGUCGAGCGUGCGCCUAUCGAACACAGUGAGCGCUAACGGCACUGUGGAAAGCAGCGCACCGCCACCGUCGGCUUCGCACGACUCCGCAGACCACGUAGCGGAUGUAGGCCACAGUGGGAACGGCGCGGCAUUGAGACCGGAGAGCAACACGAACAGCAGCAACACUAACAAAAUGUUGCUGAACACGCCGGCCGUCGCCACCCCUGCUCCCCCUCGGGCGCCGUCCCCGCCAUCACAGCAGCAAGGACGCAGCAGUAGUGGCGCCUACAGCGUCGACACCUCUGUAGCUGCGCAGCGAGCACUACUAUCCAGCAAGCCAUCAUCCACAGCGGACGGCUCGACUGCGACAGGAGUUGAGGCUGGUGGGAAGUACACCAAUGGUAGCGGCGGCGCUGCCGGGCACCGCUAUAUUCGCAGCGGAGUGAGAGGAGGAGGUAGUGGUGGUGGCGUCCGAGGAUCCGUGUCAGCCAACGGCUACGGGAGUAGCAGCAGUGCCGGAAGUGCUGGCGGCGGUGGCAGCGGGGGCACGAGUGGCAGCAAGGCACCGUCGGCGGAGUUCGCAAGCGGGACGCGGGUGCUGAGCAUCCCCUGA